This is a messenger RNA of Chlamydomonas reinhardtii, 4044 nucleotides long. RefSeq lists its product as uncharacterized. Gene Ontology annotation, molecular function: deubiquitinase activity. NCBI's taxonomy places the organism in Eukaryota, Viridiplantae, Chlorophyta, Chlorophyceae, Chlamydomonadales, Chlamydomonadaceae. Bases 169 to 2811 code for a protein of 880 amino acids. The transcript is spliced from 8 exons. The record is from RefSeq and is a predicted model, not a curated record. Gene Ontology annotation, biological process: protein deubiquitination.
AUUUACAACAGCAAAUAAAGAAGGCAGCUCUUGACGACUCCGAAAGGAUGACUAGAGCCGGGUAAUACAGGUUGCAACUCUGUCAGUAUUGUUCAGGUAUCACUAUUAUAACUUACAGUACCUAGUAAUGCCUAAGACAACGCCACUCGUCUUCCGUGACGUGCGAGCAUGGCGGAAGGAAGCGCUGCGCGUAAAGCUGCCAACGCGAAAGCCGAUGAAGGGCCUCAAAGCGUCCUGCUGGCCCGCCAGCUCCAAGUGAGCCGCUACUUGGAUCCGUGGGGAACGCCGCAAAUCACAUGGGUGCACUCGCACCAGAUUGUGCGUGGCUUCAAGGUUAUUGUGAACCUCUACGACAUCUUGCCGCCCCGCCUCAACUCGUGUCUGUCGGGAUGCGGCCUGGGCGGAGCCUUCCACUCGGGCGUGGAGGUGGCAGGCACGGAGUACGCGUUCGGCGGCGCCAGCGCUGAGGACCAGGGCAUCAUGGCUCUGACCCGGCCGCUGUACGUGCUGCGGCGGGAGGCGGAGGAGCUGGUGAAGGCGGGACAGGAUGAUGCCGGCUCUGCGGCCGCUGCGCUGGGGUGGAUGCCGGCGCUGCGGUCUCGGGCGGUGGUGGGGUGGUGGCUGGGCAGCCUGGCGGAGCUGGACGAGCAGGUGCUGAGGCCGCUGUGGCUGCAGGGCAGGUGGGUUGGCCCCGCCUACCGGCUGCUGUCCCGCAACUGCAACCACUUCUCCCGUGCGCUGUGCGGCGCGCUGCUGGCGCACCCCAGCUUCAAGGCAGCGCCCGGCAAGUCCGACCCGCUGCGCAUGGUGCCGCGCAAGGUCACGCGCCUCAGCAGCCUGGCGGCGGCGCUGCGCUGCUGCACCGGCCGCAUGGACUCCCCCAUGCCUCUGGCGCCCUACGCGCUCAACCUGUUCCAGGGCGAGCCGCGCAGCAUAGUCGGCGACCUGCCGCCCUGGUUCCGGCUGCAGCAGCAGCGCCUUGCGACGGCCGCCGCAGCCACCGCGGCGGCGGCCGAGGAGGGCAGCGUGGAGGGCGCUGACAAGGCCGCUGCUGGGGUCGGGGCGGUCAUAGCAGGCGCAGGCGCAGGCGCACACACACCGGUGGAGCGUGGUUUGGAGCGUCGCAGUGCGGCAGUGAAAGCGGCCGCGGCGGCGGCUGAGGCACGGGCGGCGGCGGCAGCGGCGAGGGCCUCGCCCACACGGCUAGGCGGGGUGGUGUCCGUACCCGAGGGAGGCAUGCGGACGUCGCAGUUCGCGACGCCACCUAAGCAGGCAGCGUCCGGAGAAGCUGCAAGGAGGGCGAGCCGGGAUUACGCAGCCACGCACGGAGCCGCGGCGUUCGAGAGGGGAGCCUUUGGCAUGCCUGCUCUGGCAGCAGCUGCAAUCGGAGGGGUGUCCCAUGGAGAGGGCCCUACGGAAGCUCCCGGGUUUGUGGCGGAGGUGUGUAGUGCCGAACUCUCCACGACAACGGCCUCGGCCUCCGCUUCCGCGUCGGACGGUCCCACAUUGCCUAUGCCGCUGGCCACCCGUCUGGGUCCGCCGCAGGCGCCUUCUGGUCGCACUGCAGUGGCGGCGCCGGGGCUGCACGGCUUGGCUGCUCGCAGUCAGAGCAGGCGGCGCGUGUUUCCGGACCCGUGCUCUUCAGCAUCAGGUGGAGGCCCGGGCGCGGGCGCUGCAGACGGUGCGGCCGACGCGGCUGCAGAUGCAGCGGUCGCAGCGGUCAUGUCGUCGCGGCGGGCAUCGACGGUGGAGGAGGGAGCUGGCGGAGCCGUGCUGCCGGAUCCUGCGGUCAGCUCAGGGGGCGGCGGCACUGGGAUGCGAGCAGGGAGCGGCAGCGCCCAGCGGCUCAGUGCAGAGGUCCUUCAGCACAACGACGGGCAGCAAGCGCAAGCGAGCGGCAGCAGCGCUGCAGCAGGUCUGGCGGCUGAGGUUGCUGGUGGCGUCAGCGCAACGCCAAUCUUGGCACCUGUGACCCCGCCAGGUCCCCACCAGCGGCAGUUGCCGCCCGCACGCGCCCCUCUGCCGCCGCUGCACCAUGGCGUAACCAACUCGGUCGGCACCCAUGCAAGCGUGCAAGGCGCCAGUGCUCGCGUGCCAUCGGCGCAGCCACCGCAGCGAUCUUAUCAUCCCUCAACACAACCCGUGCCAUGUCCGGACCCUCUCACUCCAGCACCGCCCACCGGUCGUGGCGGCAAAGCGCCGCCGCCGCCCCAUCCCUCACCUCCUCCAGCACCUUCGCCGUCCCCGCACCCGCCCAGCGGCGAGCCGCCACGCCCUUGGAGCGUUCUCUCGGGCGGUUUUGUUGACCUGAUGUUUGACCGGUCAGCUCAGCCCACACCCGAGCCGCCCCCAGGCGUUCCUGCUCCAGACCCAAGGGCCGCACAGCUAUCACUACCGGGCGCUGCGGAGGCUGGCCGAGCAGCAGGCGACGGCUCAGCUGGCAGCGGCGGCGGCGGCUUGGCGGCGGCACGCCCCGCCACCGUCAGCGGGUCCGGGACGUCUGUAAGCAGGUGCCGCUCUGGACGCAGCACGCCAGUUGAAGGCGCGCUGGGCGCCGAGGCGGGUGCUUGCAGCGUGGCGAGAGCGGCUAAGGCAAGGUCGCCCAUCCCGUUGCAACGCGGCAGCGGCGGAGGAGCAGCGGUCCGCGUCAAGGCUGCAGACGCCGGUGCUUCAGGGGGCGUGGGCGGCGGCGCAGAGGCGGCCAUGCCGACAUCGCCACUAUCAAGGUACGAGAUCAUGGCGGCCGUGGACGCAAUCGGCAGCAGUCAUCGCGCCAGCCGCCAUAACGACCGAUCAGUCAGCGACCCAUGAGCCCUGCUGGCGGCGGCCUCAAGGAGAGGAGUAGUACUGCGGCGGUCAGUAAUAGUUCUAUUGUGCGUAUGUGUGCACAGGUUGUACAGAUGUUUCAUGCUUGAAUGAGGCUGAGUGCCCAUGAGGCAGUUGAACGAACGCUUCAAAACCGCUGCAUAUGCAUGUGGAUGUGUAGGCAUGACUUUUGCACAACUUGCGGGCAGACUAAGCCCCUGAGCACGCACAGCUAGUUGUAGUGGUCGAUGCAUGGAAGGAGGGGUGCACGGGGAUGGGUUCCCUCCCCCUGCUGGGCCACAAUGCGAAACGCUAACCAUGUGUUUUGUGACUUUCUUUGAACGGCCAGGGGGGCCCGCUCCGUCAUCUUACCUUCUGGCAUGAAAGGAUCAUUCAUGGCUCAUAGCUUUGAAGCACGUAAGGGUCAUGCCUUAAUCUCAUUUCAUGCAAGACCGUGACAGGGACUAGGAAUUAGCUGCUAUCAGCCAACCUUGGCUGACAGCAGCUAGUGUGUCGGCGUGCAUAGGGUGAGCGUGCCCGGUUGAUCGUGUGCCGUUUCGGGGGCAUGCACUCGGGCGCUGAGUUCAGGGUGAGCGUUCCGGGUUUUGUUAGGUGCCCGCCCUGACCCGGUCAAAAGUUGUUCUGCGCCAACAGUGCUACUGGGGCCACGACUUGUCAUCUUGUCUUUGUGACUCAGAUGGUGCCUGGCGGUGUCGGUAUGUCUGCAGUGUAUGUAUUUCUGAGUCCCUUUUGAGUCCCGUCCGGCUCUGGUGUUAUUCCCCCCAUCUAGCUGUCAUAGCCCUCCCCCCUUCGCCCACGCAGCACGCACGUUGCAGGCUGCUGCGACUGUGAGGCUGGUGGUUCGCGUGUCAUGCAACUGGGGGCGGGUACCGUAGUUGUGCGGGCGGCAGGAUGGAAGUGCAUGUAUGAAGUGCAGGGGCUGUUGUAUGAGCGAAUGGUGGAGCUGCGAAGUUGCCUGUCGGUGCGCGGCGGGGCUGGGAAUGGGCAGUUGUUUGCGUGCGGCACGGACUGGUCAGAUACCGGUACGUGCCGCACUGGCUGGCGUAAGGCUCGGAGGUAGCCCGUUGGAAGACUGCAGGCAGAGCUCUGUGCAUAUUCAUGAAGUGCAACAGUAAGCGACAGGGGAUCAAAGUUCGUAGCUGGCCAAAGUCGGCUGGCGCUCCUUGUCACCUUGUGGCGAGCAGAGGUUGAUGGCGGGCACGUGAUGCCGUUCAGGAC